AUGGAAUCUGGUAAAGUUGUUGUAAACGGAAGUCCUAAAUAUGUUCGAUCAUGUUGUGAGGGUAGUCUUCAAUGUCUUGGAGUUGAUUACAUAUAUUUGUAUUAUCAACAUCAUGUUGAUACUAGUCUUCCCAUUGAGGAUACUAUGGGAGAGUUGAAAAAGCUGGUUGAAGAGGGAAAGAUUAAGUAUAUAGGAUUAUCUGAGGCUAGUACUAAUACAAUCAGAAGGGCACAUGUUGUUCAUCCUAUUACUGAUGUUCAAAUGGAAUGGUCCUUUUGGACUCGUGAGAUUGAACCUGAUAUUGUUCCCCUUUGCAGGGAGCUUGGAAUUGGAUUAGUACCAUAUAGUCCCCUUGGUCGUGGAUUUUUUUGGAGGCAAAGCUAUCUUGGAAAGUAUACCGGCAAACAAUUUUAUGCUAGAUUUGAUCCAUGGGGUCACCAACUUUACCGGGAUCAUCGUCUUCCGCUAAUGUCACGGUGA
Molecule: messenger RNA, 480 nt
Organism: Vicia faba (fava bean)
Lineage: Eukaryota; Viridiplantae; Streptophyta; Magnoliopsida; Fabales; Fabaceae
Source: the annotation of a GenBank genome assembly